Gaeumannomyces tritici R3-111a-1 is the source of this 1951-nucleotide messenger RNA. RefSeq names its product homoserine O-acetyltransferase. The record is from RefSeq and is a predicted model, not a curated record. Lineage: Eukaryota; Fungi; Ascomycota; Sordariomycetes; Magnaporthales; Magnaporthaceae. The transcript has 3 exons. Gene Ontology annotation, biological process: L-homoserine metabolic process. The coding region runs from base 514 to 1839 and encodes 441 amino acids. Gene Ontology annotation, molecular function: homoserine O-acetyltransferase activity.
UGCAAUUCGUCCCAGUCACGGAUCCUAGAGGUAUCCUAGCGUGGACAAGGUCUUGGGUCUAGAGGAGAGAGGGAUAUAUAUUUGGUUCCUUUCCUCUCCCCGUGUCUCCGAGCUUAUUUAUGACUCUGCCCACAUUCGGUCUUUAUUUGGAGCUGUUGCUGUUUUCGCUCGGUACCAAUCUAGGUACCUUCAUUUUGCUUCUUUUUGAUCUCUCCCCCAGAAUACUCCUUUUUUUUUUUUUAGGUUGACUCGGAACAACAAAGCUGGAAACGCCUUGAUAUCCCAACCACCCCAAAACACCAUCGCAAUGGCGUCUUCCAACGGAGAAGUCCAUGGCAACGGAACUAUACUCUACGAACUCGGUCGCAACCGGAGAACCCGUUUGCGGCUCUGAUCCCCGACCAGGAGAUCGCUAUCAUCCCAUCCUUCACACUCGAGUCUGGGGUGACACUGCGCAAUGUCCCUGUGGCAUACACCCGUCGGGGCGAGCUGUCGCCUACCGGGGACAACGCCAUGGUCGUCUGUCAUGCCUUGACUGGCAGCGCCGACGUGGCUGACUGGUGGGGUCCGCUCCUUGGUGGCUCCGGCCGCGCGUUCGAUGCGACCCGGUUCUUCAUUGUGUGCAUGAAUAGCCUGGGGAGCCCGUACGGCACGGCCAGUCCCGUAACCGCCAAGGACGGCGACCCCAGCAAGGGCCAGUAUGGCCCGGAGUUCCCGGUCACCACGAUCCGUGAUGAUGUGAAGCUUCACAAGCUUCUCCUGGAUGAACUCGGCGUUCGUCAGGUGGCUGCUGUGGUUGGCGGCUCUCUCGGUGGCAUGUUUGUGCUCGAGUGGGCCUAUUUCGGCAAGGAAUACGUCCGUUGCAUUGUCCCCAUCGCCACCUCGAGCCGCCAUAGUGCAUGGGGGAUUAGCUGGGGCGAGGCACAGCGUCAGAGUAUUUACGCAGACCCAAAGUACAAUGACGGGUACUACCCCUUCUACGAUCAGCCAGCCAAGGGACUGGGCGCUGCCAGGAUGUCGGCCCUGCUCACCUACCGCAGCCGCAACUCAUUCGAGGCUCGUUUUGGCCGCAACAUCCCCGACCCAUCCCGUCGCCAGACCAUCAGAGAGUGCCCGCGCCCCGGCACGCCGUCAGAGGCCCACUUCCGUGUGCACAACGACGGCCACAACAUCUCCAGCACGGGCCUGUCCCGGCACAAUAGCAACCAGGGGAUCGCGGGCGGUAAAGAGAACAAUACUAGUCCGGACGGUAGGAAUGGUAAGGCUGAGGGUGUGGAUAGUGAGCGAGGCGCCGCGGAAGCCCCCGAUCCGCAGUUCCACGGCCCAGAGAAGGUGAAGAAGGAGAGCCUGACGGGCGGGGACGCCCAAGUCCCCACGUCGACCUACUUCUCGGUGCAGUCGUACCUCCGGUACCAAGGCGAGAAGUUCGUGAAGCGGUUUGAUAGCAACUGCUACAUCGCCAUGACGCGCAAGCUGGACACGCACGACGUUUCGCGCGACCGGACCGACUCCAUCGCCGAGGCUCUGGCCGCCAUCGAGCAGCCAACGCUCGUGCUGGGCAUCGAGAGCGACGGGCUCUUCACAUUUGCCGAGCAAGAAGAGCUUGCCGAGCACAUACCCAACGCCCGCCUCGAGCGCAUCGACAGCCCCGAGGGCCACGACGCCUUUCUGCUCCAGUUCGAGCAGGUCAACCGCUACACCCUCGAGUUCCUGCACGAGGUGCUGCCCGACAUCAUGGGCAAGGAUGGCGGCGGCGCCGCGGCUGAGAGCUCGGUCGGACAUCUGACCAAGUCCAGCACAUUUGGCGAGGCCGAAGUUGAUGACAUCACGGCGUGGUGAGCGCACCGAGUGGGGUUUUGCAUGCCGGCGGUGUGAUCGAAUACAAAGAUAGACCUUUGUGAUUAGAAAGCAAAAUUAUAUUCGUUUGCAGUUGACAUCAGUUCAAAACCGA